AAUCCUCCUACCACAGCGCAAAAUGGCAUCCUCACACCAGAUCCUAUACAUGGUCCCGUAUGAACCUACUCUCCUGUUUCUCCUUAUUCUUCCCACGGUCGCCAUUUACGCCUUCCUCAUGGCCAUAGCCGCCCUCUUUUCGCCUUGCAUCUGCACCGUCCUGACCAUCAUUCGGGGUAUUCUACUCGCGUUCAUCGCCGUUGUUUGUCUCUGCGCUAUCAUACUCGAUCCGAAGGUCAACUACGUCUCCAAGAAGGUCGUCGCUAGGACCAACGAUGAAGAAAUAACCACUGACUCUCACUUCGUCCCUGCCUGUCCUCCUUCCACGAAGGCCAAGCAAUGCACCGCCAUCAUGACUGUCGAGGGGAAGGUUGUGGGCUACGUGACCGGCGAUCGCGAUGAUAAUUCCGGCAAGAAAGACGCUACCAUCUGUGAGGACGGCUCGGGAGAAAGAGGAAAUGGGGGAUACCGCGCGUGUGGCCGUGGAGAGGAACGUGUUUUGCGGGUUAUAAGGCCUUUAAUCGGAUUCCGGAGCCAGAAGAUGGUUAUUGACGAGGACACCAUGCCUCAGAGUGUCCGGUUUAGGGGCAAUCUGUAUCGUGAUGCCUACUGGGAAAUCUGAUGGCUUAUAUUGGUUGUCUCUCUGUUUUCGCGUCGGUCUGGUUCGUUUGUGCUGGAUGGUGUUUCAGCGUUGGCGUUUCGGAUUGCUUGGGAGUUUCUUGUCUAUUUGGCUUUGCUCGAACGGUCCUCGCUCGUUAGUAUUUUUAUGGUUUAGAUCGUUUGGCUGGGUUUGUUGCUGGUUUUCGUGGUGGUUUCUUCAAGGGUACUUCUCGAGUGAUGGUUGGGGUCUUCGGAAUUGGUUAC
Messenger RNA from Aspergillus glaucus CBS 516.65, 864 nucleotides. RefSeq lists its product as uncharacterized. The transcript has a single exon. The record is from RefSeq and is a predicted model, not a curated record. The coding region runs from base 23 to 622 and encodes 199 amino acids. Lineage: Eukaryota; Fungi; Ascomycota; Eurotiomycetes; Eurotiales; Aspergillaceae.